Molecule: messenger RNA, 736 nt
Organism: Phytophthora nicotianae INRA-310
Lineage: Eukaryota; Oomycota; Peronosporomycetes; Peronosporales; Peronosporaceae
Exons: 2
Coding region: 97-663 (188 amino acids)
Biological process (GO): vesicle-mediated transport; protein localization to cilium; cilium assembly
Cellular component (GO): axoneme; cytoplasm
Molecular function (GO): GTP binding; GTPase activity
Source: RefSeq, a predicted model, not a curated record
CCUACGGUUGCGCUAAGAGCUAUUCAAAGACAUCUCUUUCAUUCACUGGACGCUGAAUUGCGAAACCAAGGCAGGAAGGAGCCUCAAGUUAAAAGGAUGGGGCUCUUUAAGGUGUUAGCGAAUGCUCUGGGUAUCAAGAAGACGCAGGUCCGUAUCCUCGUUGUAGGGCUGGAUAACAGUGGCAAGACGACACUUGUGAAUCAUCUGAAGCCUAAGAAGAGUCAAUCUCGUGAGGUCGUCCCCACCAUCGGCUUCCAGGUUGAGGAAUUUACAAAGUCCAAUCUCAACUUCACUGUUUUCGACAUGUCCGGUCAAAGUCGCUAUCGAAGUUUGUGGGAGAAUUACUACAGCGACGUGCAGGCUAUUAUCUACGUGCUAGACUCCACUGACACCAUCCGCAUGUGUGUGGCCAAAGACGAGCUAGAGCAGCUCGUGGAACACAAGGAACUGUCGUCCAAAAAAGUCCCAAUUCUCUUUUUCGCCAACAAGAUGGAUCUGCCUAAUUCACUCACGCCCGUCGAGUGUAUGCAACACCUAGAACUCGACAGUCUUGGAAGCAAGUCCUGGCACAUUACUGCAAGCAACGCGGUUACAGGCCGUGGAGUCGAAGAAGGCAUCGAGUGGCUUGCCGAUCAGUUUGCUAAGGGUAAAUCCCGGAAGUGAGCCAGCUCCAAUGCACAGCAAACCAACCACAAACGCUUCUACAUGACAGUAGCUAGAGCUUUGAUAACCAAUA